CCGGCGGGACCCAGGCUGGACCGCGGGCCCCGGCCUGGGGGCCACAGCUGCCACCGCCGCCGCCACCUCGUCUCCUCCCCGUCCCCGCCCUGUCCCGUGUCUCCCCGCCUCGCUCGGGCCCGCGGCCGGGGUCCCUCCCCGCCGCCCCAUCCCGCCCGGAUGCCGAAGGUGAAGGCGCUGCAAUGCGCCCUGGCGCUGGAGAUCCGCUCUGUAACUUGUCCAGGAGUGGUGCUGAAAGACAAGGAGGACAUCUAUCUUAGCAUCUGUGUGUUUGGCCAAUACAAAAAGACACAAUGUGUCCCACCUACUUUUCCAUUGGUCUUCAAUGCCAGAAUGGUGUUUGAAAAGGUGUUCCCUGAAGCAGUAGACCCUGGAGAUGUGGUUGCACAGCUUGAGUAUGAUACAGCAGUAUUUGAGUUGAUACAGCUUGUUCCACCAGUGGGUGAAACACUGUCUACAUAUGAUGAAAACACAAGAGAUUUCAUGUUCCCGGGUCCAAACCAAAUUUCUGGACACCAUGAUUCAAACCGCCAGGUUACCAUGAGGAGGAUUUCUGGCCUUCGAGGAAUUGCUCCAAAGAUGGAAUUUUCUACAACCUCAGUGAUUACUGAGUGUCUCAUAAGUUCAAGGAAGUGCCGCACUCAGGAUAAAUUUAUUUACCACUCGGCUCCAGUUGAAAAAUCACACGGCAGAUUGCAAGGCAGAACAUCAAGAUCACAAAAGAAAAAAUCCAAGUCACCUGAGAGAAGUAAAUAUUGCAUAAAUGCAAAAAACUACGAGCAGCCUACAAUUUCAUCAAAAUCACAUUCUCCAUCUCCCUACACAAAAAGACGCAUGUGUGAGCUAUCUGAAGACACCAGGCGGCGGCUGGCCCAUUUAAAUCUGGGACCCUAUGAAUUCAAAAAAGAAACAGAUAAACCUCCAUUUGUGAUUAGACAUGUUGAUCCCCCAAGUCCCAGGGCUGAUGCUUUAUUUGGAUCUUCUGGCAGAGAUUGUGAAAGAGAUGGAUGGCACAGGAUGCACAACGAUCAUUCUCAUCAUGGCUGCUACAGACCCAAGGAUUAUAAGCUUGUCAGAGCACCCCAUGGGAGAGACUUCGAUGACUCUUUGGAAAGGUGUGAUGAGUAUUUGAACACAAGGCCAUGUAGCAAGCCCCAGCAUUCAGCGAGGACAUUACUAGUCCAUUCAGCACCCUCAACGACGCCUAAGCAUUCGCCAAGCCCUGUGUUAAACCGAGCUUCUCUCAGGGAAAGAUUCCAUUCUGAUUGGUGUUCACCUUCAAACUGUGAUGAGAUCCAUGACCGGGUAAAAAAUGUCUUGAAAUCACACCAGGCUCAUCAAAGACAUUUAUAUGAUGAGAGAGACCCAGACAAAGAAGAGGAACUGGAACUGAAAAGAGGUCUUUUUUACAGGGACUCUGCCUAUGAUAGUGACCCCGAGUAUAGCUCAUUUCAACGGUCACGUGGCACUGCCCAUUUGGAUGAUGGUGAAUACUGGUCUAACAGGGCAGCUUCUUAUAAAGGAAAACCCCACCGACCCAUCUUUGAGAACAGCAUGGACAAGAUAUACAGGAACUUAUACAAAAAGGCCUGUAGUUCUGUUUCUCAUACACCAGAAAACUUCUGAGGCCAUCCAUGAUAAACUAUGAGUGUCCGUGUCAACUUCUCAAUGAAAACGUUUGACGUGAUCAAUAUCUGUAUUUCUUUUUUUUUUUUUUGAACAGGCGGUUCUAAUUGAGUAAUGAGACAUGAAUAAGUUCAUUACUUCAAAUGGUAAAUUAUCAUAGGCAAGUCUUUUUGAUUACAGAAGAAUAUUCCACCUUCCAAAAGUCAAAGCUCUGGAACAUAAUGAGAACUUCCAAUUUGAUUGUGACAAGGUUUUUCUGUCCCGUUUGUAUAUCUCUUUAUUUCACCACCUACAAAUCCAAGAAUAGGUUUCUCUAGAAAUACUCUUCUGCCUUAACCACUGUAUAAUUUUCGUUUCUUCUGCUUGACUGAUUAUUUUGUCCAGGUAAGGUUUAAUUAAUAUUAAUUCCCUCUUCUUGGUAAUUAGUAAAAAUAUAUAUUGUACAGAAAUGAAUUCCCAAGAGUUUAAACUGUUUUAACUGGUAUUUUCUACUUUUUUCUCCCCUAGAAAGGGCUAUUUAUAUUUCUUGGCUGGUAAAAAAUAGUUGUUUUUUUUUUUUUUUUAAAGUUUAUAUGAUUAUUCAUUCCCUUUUCUCUGAAAGAACUACCUAUGGGACCUAAAACGCAUAAUAGUUAGCUAGAAAUAGCAGUAUCUAUAUAUAAUCCAAAACUUGAAUAACUGAUUUUUAAAGGUAGGAAAUUUUUACAUGAUUUUUGUUUUGUGCUUCAUUUUUUGGUGCAACCAGAAUCAGAAAAUAAUCUUUGUUAAUAAGCUGGUAGAGACUGAAAAUGAAUAAUUUUAGUUCUUUGGAGUUUUCAUUGGUACCACAUGGCCCAGGAAAGUAGUAUCCUUGUUUAGAGAAAAGUACACUUAGAACCAGAAAGAGGAAUGACACACACAGACACACCUGUGAGGCCAGUGACCCUUUGAGAUAUGAAGAAAUCAGCUGCUUCAUAUUUACCAAGGAGUGAGGGGAAACUAAAAGGAGAGUAGGAAAUGAGUGAACCAUAGUCGUAGUACACACUAGCAUGUACUAAGAAGUCCUGGUGUAAACCUGUUUGCCCCUGGUAUUUAGUACAGACUCUGGGAUAUAGUUGGUGCUCACUAAAUAUUUGUUGAAUUAAGCAGAAUUUCUUAGCACUCACUUCCAAAUGCCAUCCUCAGGAACACAUGGACAGCAAUUGGGAAAUGCCAGACCACACGAUUGCUUAAGUACCCUCUGCUUCUAGCCUAUGUGAUGAUGUUUUACACACUGGCUUUUGAAGAUCAACAUUGAAUAAUGCUGUUCAUAUUAUAUCCUUAGUGAACCUUAAUGUGUUUUUCUGUGAAGACCAAAUGAAAAAUACCUGUUGAAAAGUUGCUACUUAGUGAAAAGAACAAAUAUAAACUUCAAAGAAAAUGUUUUACUGUCACAGAAAACCUCCCGAGGGAGUAAGUACCACAGAAAUUACAUAUUGCUCCAAUAUCUGCCAUUGGCUAUGACAAAGAACACAAAAAUUGGGGCUCAAAGGGAAACUGGUAUUCUGAUAGACAUUUUCCUGUGAAUUAAGUUUAGUAUCUCUCUGAAGUAUUGGGGGCAACUUUCCAGAUAUGUAGCAUCUUUGCUAAGCAUCUGAUUAUUUUUUGUUCCUUGAGGGAAGGAGUGGUCUUCAUUGCUCUCCCUAACUAUUACUAUGAGUUCUUAUGUUGUAUUAUCUUUAGAGUAAAACUGUUAAGUGCUAAUAGUUGUCUUUUCUUAUUGAUAGAAGCAGAAAAGUACAAUUGUUUAUUCUCCUAGCUUUUUUCUACACUUCUCCCAAAUCCAGUAAUAGUCAUUUUGCUUACUGUGAAAGAUAAAUAAGAUUCAUAUCUUCCUUUUAAUGUACGUUUUCCUGUAAAUAAUAGUGAAAAAAAAAUCUGGGAAUUUUAGAAAGGAAAAUGUCAAAUUCAGCAGAGACAGCAGAGAUGAAUCUUUGGAUGAGAGUGAGUCGUCCCUGGUUCCACUACUGGUUAUAUAACCUCUUUUAAGUCAUUUAUCCCUGUUGGAGCUUAGUUUUCUCAUCUAUAAGGUUAAGGGAUUAGUUUAGAAUCAUCUUCUAAUGUUUCAUCAUUUCUAUAACUGUAUAAUUGAUUAA
Trichechus manatus latirostris (Florida manatee) is the source of this 3740-nucleotide messenger RNA. RefSeq names its product spermatogenesis associated 6 (gene SPATA6). The transcript has 13 exons. Gene Ontology annotation, molecular function: myosin light chain binding. Gene Ontology annotation, biological process: motile cilium assembly; spermatogenesis. Lineage: Eukaryota; Metazoa; Chordata; Mammalia; Sirenia; Trichechidae. The record is from RefSeq and is a predicted model, not a curated record. Bases 160 to 1626 code for a protein of 488 amino acids.